Molecule: messenger RNA, 1408 nt
Organism: Anopheles moucheti
Lineage: Eukaryota; Metazoa; Arthropoda; Insecta; Diptera; Culicidae
Gene: U2A
Product: probable U2 small nuclear ribonucleoprotein A'
Exons: 3
Coding region: 72-818 (248 amino acids)
Biological process (GO): mRNA splicing, via spliceosome
Cellular component (GO): U2 snRNP
Molecular function (GO): U2 snRNA binding; protein binding
Source: RefSeq, a predicted model, not a curated record
AUAGCAAACAAAAACAUUCAUCGGCGUGCUCUUUUCCUUCCAUCUUUUUGCUGCGAUAAAUACUGCUGAAAAUGGUGAAACUAACGCCUGAUUUGAUAAACCAGUCCAUGCAGUACAUGAACCCAUGUCGUGACCGAGAGCUGGAUUUACGUGGAUACAAAAUUCCGCAAAUUGAGAAUAUGGGUGCUACCUUGGAUCAGUUUGACACGAUUGACUUUUCCGAUAAUGAUAUUCGUAAGUUGGACGGAUUCCCGCGUCUUCCCAGACUGAAAUGUCUGCUUCUGAACAACAACCGAAUUGUAAGAAUAGGCGAAAAUAUCCAAGAAUCGCUCCCCAACCUUCAAAGCGUUAUUCUGACAGGGAAUAACAUUCAGGAGUUGUCUGACUUGGAACCGCUAGCAAAAUUACCAUAUUUGGAGACGCUCAGUUUGUUAACGAAUCCUGUCUCGACCAAGCAGCACUAUCGUGAGUAUGUUGCUGUUCGUUUCCCUAAUCUACGGUUGUUAGAUUUCCGUAAGAUCCGACAAAAGGAACGUGAAGCGGCUACGCAAUUCUUCAAGACCAAGAAAGGUAAAGAAGUUCUCAAGGAAAUUGCCCGGAAAUCGAAACAGAUGUUACCACCUGAAGCAGCCGGUACGGCAUCGCCCGAAAAGCAAGCUGUCCACAACGCCAGUCCAGAAGAAAUUCAAAUACUGAGAGAAGCCCUCCGGAGCGCCAAAACUUUGUCGGAAGUGGAACGGCUCAAUCGUAUGCUACAAUCUGGUCAGAUAACCGGCGACAUUUUGAACGGUAACGAUAUUCCUUUCUCUCAAUCUUAGUUUUCUUCUGCAGAAAGUGACCCCGAAGAGCAUCCAACGCGAAUAGAAGAUUACAGCUAUUAAUGGGCACAUAUUUUAUUCUGCUUUCUAUUUACUUUAGGUAAUAAUGGUUCAGAAGCCGACUAAAAACUUUGAUAGGAACAGAUACAUAUUACGAUGAGUUGGUCAAAUGGUAUGGUCGAGAAGUGUGUGAAAUAUAUGCAUUGGACAAAGUUGCAUUAAGUCGCGGUACGAUUGAUUAAUUGUAGCACAUGAAAUUCCUUCAAAAUGUUCUCCAGCGUCCAGCGCUUCGACAGAUCCUUCUGUAUCAUCAUAUCACAUAGCAUCUGCACGGAGGGAGAAUAUCCACGUCCUUUGUAAUCAAUUUGUGGUAUGCGAAAUUUCUGCUUCCGGCUCUUUCCGAGACAAUUCACGAAGGGGUGUUCCAGCAUGCACAGUUCGUAGAAAAUGAUGCCCAAUGCCCAUACAUCGCUCUUGUAAUCGUAAUCUUUCCCACGAGCUACUUCGGGUGCCAUGUAAAUAGGUGUUCCAAUGAUAGUCCGGUUGAAGUCGUUGUCGUGCAUAAUUUUGGAUACGCCAAAGUCAGCCAA